This is a messenger RNA of Lolium perenne, 351 nucleotides long. Lineage: Eukaryota; Viridiplantae; Streptophyta; Magnoliopsida; Poales; Poaceae. The record is from RefSeq and is a predicted model, not a curated record.
GCUCACCCCAUGUGGGAGUACCGGGGACAGAACGACCGCACCCGGUCGACGGCGACCGAGUGGGACGAGGGCGAGUACCGGAAGGCGCUCGCUAAGAUCACCACUGCCACCUUUACUUCCUUCGAGGACGGCUUGCAGCCCUACACCGAAGACACCCCAGCGCCUCAGCGUUGGCGGAAGAUCGCGGACCACCUCCCUCCUCUCGCCGGAAAGGAACCACCGGAGAUGACCGAAGGCGAGGAGGAAGAGGUCGACGAGGAGGAGGAGCGCACCGAGUCGGACUCGGAGGCGCGGGACUUCAUCAGACUCCCGCGCGGGUCGAAGAGGGGUCCAUUCGCCAUUAUGACGUGA